Suillus paluster is the source of this 2073-nucleotide messenger RNA. RefSeq names its product HSF-type DNA-binding-domain-containing protein. The transcript has 5 exons. The record is from RefSeq and is a predicted model, not a curated record. Bases 253 to 1926 code for a protein of 557 amino acids. NCBI's taxonomy places the organism in Eukaryota, Fungi, Basidiomycota, Agaricomycetes, Boletales, Suillaceae. Gene Ontology annotation, biological process: regulation of DNA-templated transcription. Gene Ontology annotation, molecular function: DNA-binding transcription factor activity; sequence-specific DNA binding.
AAAAGGACUCGAUCGACAGUUCAAAGUAGUCACUUUUUUGAUUUUUUGCUUCUUUUUAUACAACUACAUAGUUUCGACCUCAACUUUACGGCUUCUUCUCUUCAUUCCCUACCGAACGACUAGCAAUGCAAGACUUAUACGCUUCUCAAUACCAACGACAGCAAUGGUCUCGUCCAACUGACUACCCACAGAUUAAUACAACCGGUCCUACUUAUCCUCAACAGCCAUCAGCUUCUCAUUCUAGUUCAAGCAAUGGCUCUCCAACUGAGGAUAGUCCCACCUGCUUCUCUAAAAGUUCAUGAGCAGCAGCAACCUCCUCCUCCAAAGUCAGAGGCAAAACCUCAAGCUACUUUUUUAACAAAACUUUACGCUCUUCUUGAGCGUCCGGAAAACCACCACAUGAUCCGUUGGGAUCCUGCAGGUGAACAUAUCAUCGUAGAGAGACCAGAACAAUUGGCUCUCCAUGUCCUCCCAAGCAUUUACCGUCAAUCGAGAUUUGCGAGCUUCUCCCGGCAACUAAACAUCUAUGGCUUCAUGCGCAAAGUAAACCUUCGUAACGUCGACCCCGCCAUUGAUGAUCCAGACGCAAGCACAUGGUCCCAUCCCACCCUCAACCGCCACUCCCCCCCUGAGGUAGUCGCUAAUUUCAAACGCCGCGUCCCACCCCGCCUUCCUAAGCCAAGGAAGCGUGACACACAGGAACCCCCUUCGAUACCCCCACCCCGCUCCGCUAUUGGUAUGGGUCCAGUUCCUCUCACAGUGCCUUCGUCCGUUGGCCCGAAGGGCACCUUGCCCAAUGGUGGUCGUGCUCGUGGCUUUUCUGCACCCGGGUCAUUCACUCCUUUGAACCAGAGCAGUGCAGCUUGGAGCAACUCUUACCCUCACACUCGUAACCUCCCUCCUCUCACUGUCCCUUCCGAGCCCAAUCAUCAUAACUUGUACAACCAAUCUCACUUGCAGCCAAUCUCUCCCGCAGAGGAGUCCCCCACCGCUCAGUUUAGCGCAAUGGGUCCAGGAAGUGGUUAUCAUCACCCUCAGCAUACUAGCAACAGGGACAUGCUUGUCCCUCCCACGCAGUAUUCGUAUGCCGACCAGAAUUGGCAGUACUCCCCUAACAGCUCGACUUCGAACCAUUCGGGCAGCUUGUCUUCCUUGUUGAACCCACCGAGCAACAAUGGCUAUGGUCCGCGUCCAACGCCGACCAUCAAUACCUCUUACUCGUCUACCUAUUCGGGUGUUUCGAUGCACAGUGACAACAGUCCGCCCUCGCUAUCCCCGGAUAGCCGCCCAACUACGGGGUACUCCAUUUCAUCAGUGUCAUCCUUGCCGUAUGAGGAAUCCCCAUCGCACCACACUUAUCAUCAGGCUGAUUACUCGCGUCCCGGCUCGAGUCACCACCGCCCCAUUUCGCCAUCAUUGUCUCGUCCCCCUUCAUCCUCGAAGCAGUAUGGCCCGUCGUCCUUGAGCAUUCGCCGUCCCCGUCGCCAUAGUCAAGCCAUGAGUCCAUACCCCUCUCCUUACGACCAUCCUUCCACCGAGAGACCCUCGACGUCGCCUCAUCCAGCUGACGAUGGAAGCAUGCCACGAGUACGCAGCAUGAUUCAGCUGCCGUCCGUGGACUCGUAUGGCUUCCCUGCCGGGCAAGCUGAAUUCGCGUACUCUGCCGUUGGCGGUGGCGCAUCCAUCGACUCGAUGGAUGGACGGAGUGGUUGGGGUCACCACCAGGUUGGACCACGUCCUUCCACAAGCGCGUCUUCCAUCAGCGCAGCUUCCCACACGUCAUCGUCUCAAGCGAAUACCCCGCCACUCGGGGACGGAUACGGCGCAGGGGAAGCCGACAUUAAUCGCUUCUCUCCUGACUUUGGGUUUGUCGCUAUGAACGAGCACCUUCCUCCGCAAUAUACCAAAACUGUGAGCGAGCUUUAGACGCUCCGUUCCCGUGGAGAAAGUAGACUUGCUGCUCGGAUUCCUUUAAUUUCUUCCUUGGUGUUUCAUGUUUUGACUUUUGGACAACUCUGCUGUUUUGCGUUUGUGUUUGCCCCUCACGAUCCACUUUCCUUUCCUUGCCUCAAU